Molecule: messenger RNA, 2005 nt
Organism: Durio zibethinus
Lineage: Eukaryota; Viridiplantae; Streptophyta; Magnoliopsida; Malvales; Malvaceae
Gene: CYP86A8
Product: cytochrome P450, family 86, subfamily A, polypeptide 8
Molecular function (GO): oxidoreductase activity, acting on paired donors, with incorporation or reduction of molecular oxygen; heme binding; iron ion binding
Source: RefSeq, a predicted model, not a curated record
CUUCUUUUCUCUUUAUUCUUCAUUUCCUUCUCUUUUUCAGAUCCUCCGUAGCCCUCCAUUUUUCCUUCCUGAUGAAGCAGCUUUCAUGUACGUAAAACAGAAAAACAAACCAAAACCCUCAUUUUUUUUAAUGUAAAAGUAUCUCAUUCAGGGUUUCAAGUUUUCACAUUGCUUUUUUAUUAAUACCCAUUUUAGAGGUAAGUUCCUGUUCUUCUUUCAACUUUUCCUGGGAAAAAUAAAGUUUGUUUCUCGAGAAAAUUUUUGUAGUAGGAGCGGGGUGGUUUUGUUAUAGCUGUAACUAUGGAUAUAUCGACUGCUUUGCUCCUUUUGGCGGCUAUUACAGCUUACCUACUGUGGUUCACGUUCAUCUCACGGUCGCUGCGAGGUCCACGUGUCUGGCCUCUAUUGGGUAGUCUUCCAGGCUUAAUCGAGAACUGUGAUCGCAUGCAUGACUGGAUCUCGGACAACCUCCGCGCGUGCGGUGGUACGUACCAGACCUGCAUUUGUGCUAUACCCUUCUUGGCCCGGAAACAAGGUCUCGUGACGGUCACGUGCGACCCAAGGAAUUUGGAGCACAUACUCAAGACCCGUUUCGACAAUUACCCCAAAGGUCCCACGUGGCAAGCUGUGUUCCAUGAUCUGCUCGGUCAAGGCAUCUUCAACUCCGAUGGUGACACGUGGCUCUUCCAAAGAAGGACUGCCGCACUGGAAUUCACCACCAGGACUCUUCGCCAGGCCAUGGCUCGAUGGGUCAAUAGAGCCAUCAAGCUCCGUUUCAGCCCCAUUCUUGAGAAAGCUCAAAACGAUGGCGAGCCGGUUGAUCUACAAGACGUAUUGCUUCGGCUCACCUUUGAUAACAUUUGUGGGUUAGCUUUUGGAAAGGAUCCACAAACAUGCGCCCAAGGGUUACCAGAAAACGGCUUCGCUUCAGCUUUUGACCGAGCCACGGAAGCCUCUCUUCAAAGGUUUAUUUUGCCAGAGGUUUUAUGGAAGCUGAAGAGAUGGAUUCGUCUUGGCUUAGAAGCGAGUCUGAGCCGAAGCCUUGUCCACAUGAACGAGUAUUUAUCCGACGUCAUCAAUUCACGUAAGCAAGAAUUGCUGAGUCAGCAAAAAGUUGGGAACCCACACGACGAUUUGCUCUCAAGAUUCAUGAGGAAAAAGGAAUCCUACUCAGACGAGUUUCUCCAACACGUGGCACUCAAUUUCAUCCUAGCUGGACGUGACACGUCAGCCGUUGCUCUCAGCUGGUUCUUCUGGCUCGUCAGCCAACACCCAACAAUUGAGGGCAAAAUCCUACGUGAAAUCUGCACUGUCCUAAUUGAGACUCGUGGCGUUGACACGUCAACGUGGCUUGAUGAGCCCUUGGGGUUCGAAGAAGCUGACCGAUUGACAUAUCUCAAGGCAGCAUUAUCAGAAACACUAAGGCUCUACCCAUCGGUGCCGGAGGAUUCAAAGCAUGUGGUGGCUGAUGACAUGUUGCCGGACGGAACAUUUGUUCCGGCAGGGUCUUCGGUGACGUAUUCUAUAUAUUCAGUCGGGAGAAUGAAGUCAACUUGGGGUGAUGAUUGUCUUGAGUUUCGUCCUGAGAGAUGGUUAUCAGUUGAUGGAAAGGAAUUUAUCAUGCAUGACUCCUAUAAAUUCGUUGCAUUCAAUGCUGGGCCAAGAAUAUGUUUGGGGAAGGGUUUGGCUUAUCUUCAAAUGAAGUCGGUGGCGGCGGCGGUGCUGCUGAGGCAUAAGCUGACUUUGGUGCCUGGCCACAAGGUGGAGCAAAAGAUGUCACUGACUUUGUUUAUGAAAUAUGGGCUUAAAGUAAACGUGCAUGGGAGAGAUUUGGGAGCAAUUGUUGAAAAGAUUAUUAGUGAAGAGAACUCGCAUGGUAAAUGUAAUGGUAAAUUGUGAAAGGUAGCUGGGGAGGGGUUGUUUGUGUGUUGGUGGAAUUAGGUGAGGAUAUUUAAUUUAAAGCAUGGUGGUGGUCGGGGAACUCACAUUGGAGGCGCGUGAGGGG